Eptesicus fuscus (big brown bat) is the source of this 1933-nucleotide messenger RNA. RefSeq lists its product as uncharacterized. Lineage: Eukaryota; Metazoa; Chordata; Mammalia; Chiroptera; Vespertilionidae. The transcript has 2 exons. The record is from RefSeq and is a predicted model, not a curated record. The coding region runs from base 125 to 1468 and encodes 447 amino acids.
CCCGCCCCCUGCGCGGCUCACCCGCCAGGCGUUGCUAUGGGGAUCCAGCGGCCACGGCCGGCCUGGGACUGCGCCAUCCAACCAGCCACCUCUGCGGACCAGGCGCCGGCGACGGUGGGAGGUCAUGGAGCUCUCAAGAAACUCGGAAUUGGAGGCCGGGAGGCUGAGGGGCUUGGGCCGUUGCCGGCAUUUCUUUUGGCUGGGCGUCGCCUUCGACGCGGUGGGCGCGACGGUGCUGUUCACCGGGAUCUUCUCCGACCUGAUCUUCUACGACUUGCUACUCUACCUGGGUUCCAUCAUCAUCUUCCUCAGCCUCCUCUGGUGGGUCUUCUGGUACACCGGCAACAUCGAAUUGAGUCCCGAAGAGACCUGGAAGAGGCCCAUCCGCAUGGGCACCCUCAGCCAGCACUUCUCUUUCAACUUAAACAUUACCAGCACCUUGGCGCGGAUCCGUCGGGGGCAGCGCCGCAGGAGACUCCUCCAAAGCACUGCUUCACUUAUGAGUAGGUCCCUCACAAUCCAGGUACAUAAUCCGCUAUCAAAAGAGGACCAGGAUAAUGACGGAAGGAAAAGUGUCAGACACAGUGGCGAGGCUAAAGACUGGGGCAGAGAAGAUCUGGGCCCCGGACCGGGACCGGAACCGGAAGCUGUAAAACCUUCAGAAAGAGUUGGCCCCCCAGGCCCUGAGGCUGGUCCUCUGGGCCCCGAGGCUAGACGACCAUCAGGCCAUCUGGUGCAGCCAAAGUUCACCCCAUCAGCUCUGGACCAGCCUCUGCCUCCCGCCAUUGUCUCCUCUAAGAGCCUGCCUAUGGUCCCAUCAUCCUCUGCUAGUCAGCCUCUAACUAUUAGUUAUUCUAAGAGCCUACCUAAUUCGUUGGCCUCUGCGAGCCAUCCUCUAGUCACUCUUGCCUCUGCAAGCCUGCCUGGUGUCCCCCUGUCCUCUACAGGUCAGCCUCUGGACACUCUGGUCUCUGAUACCGAGACUGCAACUUCCAUGGUCUCCCAGAGCCACCCCCUGGUGCAUGUGGCUGCACAGAGCCAUUUCCCGAUCCCAGUAGACUCAGAGAGGGAUUUCCAGAGUCACUCUCUAGCCUCUCGAACUCAGCCUCCACCUGUUCAGGCUUUCCAGACCCAGGGUCUGGCCUCCCAGGGCUCUCUGAUCCAGCUUAAGCCAGCCCCAUUUUUUCAGACCCAUCCUGUGGACCCAUGGGUCUCCCUGGCUGUCCAGGACUUUCAGGCCCUGUAUAACACCCAUCAGGCCCCCAUGAGCACUACUUUAGUUCAAGAGAUUGAGCUCAGCCAAUCUGCACAUGCCCAGGAGCCAUCAGGGGGCCAGGAACUAAGCCAGGAAGUCCCUGACACCGUAUCCCGGCUCCCGGAGUCCCUGGCUCUAGCUACUGAGGCCCAGAAGUCAAAGCCCCAUGAGAGUGCGCCUGCCCCUACCACUCAAAACAGUCGCCACCUCUAAUACAGAAGCAGAUGCUCCGGCCUCUGCCAAAACUCACCAAUGUUUCUACAUAUUUAAGUGCCAACUUUAUAAAAGUAUAAAUACAUUCAUCUCAUUUUGGAAACCUCCAUCUGGAAUUUUGACCAACUCAUACCAGCAGACUUGCUAGACUGCCUUUGCCAAGUAUAUGUUUCAGUGUUGGGGAGAGUUUUCCAGCUGCAGAUAAUAAAGUUAUUUAUUGCCAGAACUUUAAGCCAUAAUAUAUUAGGCCAUUCCAACUGAACUUUGUUAUAUUAUAAUUUGUUUGUUUGUUUUUAAAUAUAUUUCUCUUAUAAAAGCAUCCCAGCAUUCUAAGUGGAAAAUAAUGUCUCACAUACUUUCGGUAAAGAUGUAAGUAAAUACGAUUCCUUUGGAAUGGACAUUGAAAAUGUAACUUCUUGAUUUUAAGGAUACUUUGUAACCUCAUUAGCUAUCAAAAAGGUUAAC